This is a messenger RNA of Oncorhynchus masou masou (cherry salmon), 7865 nucleotides long. RefSeq names its product proteasome adapter and scaffold protein ECM29-like. The record is from RefSeq and is a predicted model, not a curated record. Lineage: Eukaryota; Metazoa; Chordata; Actinopteri; Salmoniformes; Salmonidae. Gene Ontology annotation, molecular function: molecular adaptor activity. Gene Ontology annotation, cellular component: cytoplasm; nucleus. Gene Ontology annotation, biological process: proteasome assembly.
UCUCUCCUCCGUUCAGAUCAACUGGAGCGAGUUUUCUUGCGUUUGGGCCAUGCAGAGACUGACGACCAACUCCAGGACAUUAUAUCCAAGUUCCUGCCCCCGGUCCUCCUCAAACUGUCCAGCGUGCAGGAGGGAGUCAGGAAGAAAGUGAUGGAGCUCCUGGUCCACCUGAACAAGAGGAUAAAGAGCAGACCGUUGAUCCAGCUACCGGUGGAGACCCUCCUGGUUCAGUACCAAGACCCUGCCGCAGCGUCCUUUGUUACGAAUUUCACCAUCAUUUACAUCAAGAUGGGUUACCCUCGACUGGAGGUGGGGAAACAGUGUGAGCUGGCACCUACUCUGCUGACUGCUAUGGAGGGCAAGCCUGAGCCCCAACAGGAUAGCUUGAUGCAUCUCCUGAUCCCGUCCUUGUAUCACAUGAAGUACCCAAAGGACUCUUCCAACACGUCCAAGAUGGCCUCUCCCUUCAUCCUGAUGGAGAAACCCAAGACGGUUCAGUUACUGCUGGAGUUCAUGUUGGACGUACUGCUGAUGCCCUACGGGUUUGUCCUGAACGAGCCUCCCACUCGCCCAGCUCCCUCGUCCCCUCAGGGUAGCUCUGGGGCAGCGGCGGCCGGACCGGCUCCCCAGCCUCCUCCAGGGAUGAGUGUCUACGCUGCCAAGAGGGUCAUCGGAGAGGCCCAGUGGAGCCCAGAGCAGCUGGAACAGUGUAAACUCGGCAUAGUGAAGUUCAUCGAGGCAGAACAGGUACCGGAGGUGGAGACGGUCAUACACCUGGUGGUUGCCUCUAGCGACACAAGACACGGCGUUGCCACGGCCGCGGACCUGGAGCUCAAGAGCAAGCAGAGUAUUAUCGACUGGAACAACCCCCUGAUCGUCAACAGGAUGUACAAGGUCUACCUGGGAGACAUCCCCCUCAAAACCAAGGAGGCCAGUCUGAAGAGGGAGCUGAAACAUGAGCCGGUCAGCACCAGAGUCAAGAUGAAGAUCCUACCACAUCUCUUACGGUCACGCCUCGCCGCUGAGUGCUUCCCGGCUAACAUACAGGUGGUGUACGACGGUCUGUUUGGAGCCAACACCAACAACAAGCUGCUCUCUCUUACACUUCAGUUUGUUCACCACAUCUGUCAGGUAUGUCCUGACACCAACAAACCACUGGGUCUGAUGCUGCUGAAUGGUCUCACCAAGCUUAUCAAUGAGUACAAGGAGGAUCCUAAGUUGCUGUGUAUGGCCUACUCUGCUGUGGGGAAACUGUCCAGCCGAAUGCCUCAACUCUUCACCAAAGAUAUCGCUCUGGUCCAGCAGUUCUUUGAGGCCAUGUGCAAGGAGGAGCCUGAUGUCCGUCUUGCCAUCCAGGAGGCUCUGUCUAUGAUGGUGGGAGCCUACGCUAACCUACAGGGGGCGCUACUGAACCUGAUGGAAGCCCUGGUGGCAGCUUACAUGGGCAAGCCUGAGGUGCAGGUGCGUCAGGUGGCAAUGAAGUACGCCAGCACGGUAUUCGCUCCUGAUCACGUGCCCUCCAGAUACUUGCUCCUAUUGGCUGCUGGGGACCCGAGAGAAGAGGUGUGCAGCGAGGCCCAGCGUGUCCUGAGGGCUCUGCCUGCUAAGAACUCAGAGAAAGAGAGCCGUAAACCCAUGCCCUCAUUCCCUGACAUGGUGGCCUACAUCCAGGAGAAGGCUGCUCAGAGGAUGAGGACGCCGGCCAAGUACAUCGUGGGGACGUACACACUCCCCUUCAACCCUUCUGCGUUUGGCGAGAUCGUGCUGUACCUGCGGAUGUGUCUGGCCCACAGCGCCGGGGCCACUCCCGUCUCUAAGAGCCUGGCGGACAUGCAGGACGACGCGCCCGCCAUCGGCCGCUACACGCACGCCCUGCUCUCCAACGAACCCCUGACCUCCCCGUCCUCCACUGGAACCAAGGGGGCGGAGGUCAACCCUGUGCAGGUCUACAUGGAGCUACUGCAGCAGCUGCUGUCUGCUGUAGGAGGAGUCCCUGUGAUGUACUGUCUUCUGGAGGUGGUGUCUGUCUGUCCUCAGAACCUGGCCCCUAUGUUUAUCCAGAAGAUCGACUGGAUCAAGAGUCUAAUGAACACCAACAAGGAGGACCUAAGGGAGCUGGCAGCUCAGCUCUACGCUGUGGUGGUGUCCACCAUGUCAGGAAACGAGCUGAAGACUGCCGUUCAGACGCUCAUCAAGAUCACUAAAGAUACACACAGCCCCGAGACCCAGCACGGAGCCAUCAUGGCGCUGGGCUACAUGGUGGCCAGGUACAUGAGCAAGAGGAAGUCCUUCGCUAACGGAGACUCCGCCCUCAACCGGGAACAGAGGAUGAACGACACGCCCAAGGAGGACGAGGAGCUGGUCGCUAUAGCAACCAAAGCCAUCGGCUCUUUCCUAGACAGCGGUUCCCCUCUGCUCGCUGUCGCUGCCUGCACGGCCCUCGGGGAGAUCGGGAGGAACGGGCCUCUGCUCAUCCCUUCAGAAGGCGAGGGAUUCACCAAACUAGCCGUGGUGGAGAACAUGCUGGCUCGCAUCCCCUCUGGGAAAGAGACCCUCAAGAUGAAGGAGAGAGCCAUCCAGACUCUGGGUUAUCUACCAGUGGGAGAUGGAGGCUUUGCCCACCAGAAGAAGCUGCUGCAGGGGCUCAUGGACUCUGUGGAGGCCAAACAGGUAGAACUACAGUUUACAGUAGGUGAGGCCAUCACCAGUGCUGCUAUAGGGACCAGUUCUGGAGCUGCCAGGGACCCCUGGACCUGUACUGAGGAACAAUACAGUCCCCCAGACAACGUGCAGAGUAAUGAUGUGGUUCCGUGGGUGCUGAACUCCAUCCUGGCGAAGUACAUCCCAAGUCAAAACCCCCACGUCAGACAGGCUGCCUGUAUAUGGCUGCUCUCUCUGGUGAAGAAGCUGCACCAGCACAAAGAGAUCAGGUCUCACCUGAAGGAGAUCCAGACUGCUUUUAUCUCCAUCCUGUCAGACCCUGAUGAGUUGAGUCAGGACGUGGCAUCUAAAGGUCUUGGUCUCGUCUAUGAGAUGGGAGGAGAGGAGGACCAGCAGGAACUGGUGUCAACACUGGUCGAAACACUGAUGACUGGCAAGAGGGUGAAGCAUGCCGUGUCGGAGGACACCGAGGUGUUCCAGGGAGAGGCUCUGGGGAAAGCCCCGGACGGACACGGACUCUCCACCUACAAGGAGCUGUGCUCAUUGGCCAGUGACCUCAACCAACCGGAUCUGGUCUACAAGUUCAUGAACCUAGCCAAUCACCACGCCAUGUGGAAUUCCCAUAGGUACAACCAGGAAGGAGCAGCGUUUGGGUUCAACAUCAUAGCAGCGAAGGCAGGAGAGCAGCUCGCCCCCUACCUGCCCCAGCUGGUACCACGUCUGUACCGAUACCAGUUUGAUCCCAACCUGGGCAUCAGGACGGCCAUGACCUCCAUCUGGGAUGCUCUGGUCACUGACAAGAACAUGGUGGAUAAGUAUCUGAAGGAGAUCCUCCAGGAUGUGAUAUCUAACCUGACCAAUAACAUCUGGCGUGCCCGGGAGUCCGCCUGCCUCGCUCUCAACGACCUCAUCCGAGGACGCAACGCCGACGACCUCAUCGACCACCUGGAGGAGAUCUGGGAGACGCUGUUCAGGGUUCUGGACGACAUCAAGGAGUCUGUAAGGAAGGCUGCUGAUAUAACCCUCAAAACACUGAGCAAGGUGUGCACUAGGAUGUGUGAGUCGUCAGGUUUAGCAGCCCAGAGGACUGUAGCUGUUCUGUUACCAACCCUCCUGGAUAAAGGCAUUGUCAGCAACGUGCCUGAGGUCCGCUCUCUCAGUAUCCAGACCCUGGUGAAGGUGUCUAAGACAGCUGGUAAUAGGUUGAAGCCCCACGCCCCUCGUCUGAUCCCAGCACUCCUGGAGGCUCUCAGUGUCCUGGAGCCACAGGUCCUCAACUACCUCAGCCUCCGAGCCACGGAGCAGGAGAAGAGUGCCAUGGAUGCUGCCAGACUCAGUGCUGCCAAGUCCUCCCCCAUGAUGGAGACCAUCAACAUGUGUCUGCAGCACCUGGACGUGUCUGUUCUGGGGGAGCUGGUCCCCAGACUCUGUGACCUACUGAAGAGUGGAGUGGGUCUGGGCACCAAGGGUGGUUGUGCCAGUGUGAUCGUGUCCCUCACCGUCCAGUGUCCCCAGGACCUCACCCCCUACUCAGGUAAACUAAUGAGUGCCCUACUGAAUGGGAUCCAUGACCGUAGCAGUGUUGUCCAGAAAGCCUUCUCCUUCGCUCUGGGACAUCUAGUCAGGACAGCGAAGGGCAGCAGUGUAGAGAAACUCCUACUGAAACUCAACACCUGGUACCUGGAGAAAGAAGAGCCAGUGUACAGGUCGUCGUGCGCCCUGACGGUCCACGCUAUCAGCCACUACAGCCCUGAUGUCCUGAAGGGGCAUGCGGUGGAAGCAUUACCGCUAGCCUUCCUGGGAAUGCACCAGGCGCCGGGACCAGACGAGGAGAAGGGGGAGAGCCACGACGCCACGCUGUGGAACGAAGUCUGGCAGGAACACGUACCAGGAAGCUUUGGGGGCAUCCGCCUCUACAUGACGGAGCUGAUCGACAUUACCCAGAAGGCCUUGCAGUCCCAGUCGUGGAAGAUGAAGGCCCAGGGCGCGGCUGCCAUGGCGUCCAUCGCUAAGCAACAGACGGGUUCUCUGGUCGCCCCUCACCUGGGUAUGGUGUUGUCCGCUCUACUGCAGGGACUGGUUGGACGCACCUGGACUGGAAAGGAGGAGCUGUUGAACGCCAUCGGCUCUGUUGUGUCUAAGUGCAGUGGUGAACUCCAGAAGUCCUCCCCGGGCCAGCCCAGUGUACCAGAGGUGAUAGAUCUGGUGUUGAAGGAGUGUCGUAAAGACAACCUGGUCUACAAGAUGGCUGCCCUGGGCUGUGCUGCUGACGUCCUGCAGGCCACAGAGGAAGACCGCUUCAGUGACAUGGCAGACAUACUCAUACCACUCAUUAAGAAGAACUCUGCUGCAACUUCGAGGUUGAGACAUGACAGUGAUGACGAUCGGGAUGAGAAGGAGAAGGAGCUGCAGACUGAAGCUCUACUCUGUGCCUUCCAGACGCUGGGCAAGACCUGGCCCAACAACACACAAACCCAGGAGCGUUUCCAGUUGGACCUGUGCUGUCUAAUGUGUGAGAGGUUGAAACUCAGUACAUGGAGGGUCCAGGUGGGGGUGCUACAGUCUAUGAAGACAUACUUCCAGAGGUUGCUACUGUUGGAGAAAGAGAAAGACAACCAGAACUUCACAGCCUUGUCCCUUAUUCUCACAGAGACAUGCAGCGCUCUCACACACCCACUAGAGAACAAGAGUUACUCCUCUGUGAGGACCGAAGCGUUGUCUGUUGUGGAACUACUGGUGAAGAGGACAGGAGAGAGCGGUCAGUGGGAGUGUGUCUCCGGAAAGAGUCGCGAACAGCUGCAGCGUUCACUGUCCACCCUGCAGACAGACAGCAGACCUGACCUACGAGACAAGGCCCAGGAACUACGGAGGACCAUCCAGAGUCAACCCUGAACACACACCCCCCUAGUCAACCCUGAACACACACACCUACCUAGUCAACCCUGAACACACACACACACCCCCCUAGUCAACCCUGAACACACCCCCCUAGUCAACCCUGAACACACACACCCCCUAGUCAACCCUGAACACACACACCCCCUAGUCAACCCUGAACACACACACCCCCUAGUCAACCCUGAACACACACACCCCCUAGUCAACCCUGAACACACACACCCCCUAGUCAACCCUGAACACACACCCCCCCUAGUCAACCCUGAACACACACCCCCCCUAGUCAACCCUGAACACACACACCCCCUAGUCAACCCUGAACACACACAACCCCCUAGUCAACCCUGAACACACACACCCCCCCCUAGUCAACCCUGAACACACACCCCCUAGUCAACCCUGAACACACACACACACACACCUACCUAGUCAACCCUGAACACACACACCCCCCUAGUCAACCCUGAACACACACACCCCUAGUCAACCCUGAACACACACACCCCCUAGUCAACCCUGAACACACACACCCCCCCUAGUCAACCCUGAACACACCCCCAGAUCUCUGUGGACAGGCGUGAUGAUUAUUAUGUGUGUUGUGUCAAUGGGUGGACGGCUGGCUGGGUCAUUUAUAAAUGUUAAACGCCAUAUCAACUCACUAUGUAAACAAACAGCACCCUAUUCCCUAUAUAGUGCCCUACUGUUGACCAGAUCCCAUAGGAUUCUAUGCUCUGAAGUGGUGCACUUUUGCAGUCCAGGGAUCAACUCGAUUCAGCCGCGGGACAACCAUUCUCUUGUUUUGUUGAGCACACGGAUCACAAUGAUUAUAAUUGACUCAAAACAUCCAUUUUAAAAUCUUGUUUGGAUUUGUAAAGGAUCACAGGCAUCUCUGGGAGACUUUGGAAUAGAUUUCCCAAACUAAAAUCAGUUAGAUGUUUUUUUUUGUUAGUCUUAACGUACUUUCUUUUUUUUUAAAACAAGUCCUGGUCAGUUUGGGAAUCUGGUGCCGUUAGGUUCUGUGAAACGGCUCCCUUCUUUCUCUCCGACAGCAGCCAGUACGGUACACCCCUACUGAUGAACUACAAUGGUACGUCCCACAUGGUGCCCUGAUCCUCUAAACACUACGAGUGGGGAAUAAGGGUUGCCAUUUGGGACGAUACUGCAACUUUAUUUAACACUUUGGUUGUCAACUCCCUGGUCCUGGAGAGCUACUGGGUGUUGAGGCUGUUGUUCCAGCCAAUCAGCUCAUUCCACAGAGGGCUGAGUGUCUUCCCUUCUCCCUCGUACUUGAUUUGAUGAAUUUAAAGGUCACUAAUUAGUAAGGAACUCCCCUCACCUGGUUGUCCAGGUCUUUAGUAAGGAACUCCCCUCACCUGGUUGUCUAGGUCUUUAGUAAGGAACUCCCCUCACCUGGUUGUCUAGGUCUUUAGUAAGGAACUCCCCUCACCUGGUUGUCCAGGUCUUUAGUAAGGAACUCCCCUCACCUGGCUGUCCUGGUCUUUAGUAAGGAACUCACCUGGCUGUCCUCGUCUUUAGUAAGGAACUCACCUGGUUGUCCUGGUCUUUAGUAAGGAACUCCCCUCAAUUGGUUGUCCAGGUCUUUAGUAAGGAACUCACCUGGUUGUCCAGGUCUUUAGUAAGGAACUCCCCUCACCUGGUUGUCCUGGUCUUUAGUAAGGAACUCCCCUCGCCUGGUUGUCCAGGUCUUUAGUAAGGAACUCUCCUCACCUGGUUGUCCAGGUCUUUAGGAAGGAACUCUCCUCACCUGGUUGUCCAGGUCUUUAGGAAGGAACUCUCCUCACCUGGUUGUCCAGGUCUUUAGUAAGGAACUCUCCUCACCUGGUUGUCCAGGUCUUUAAUUGAAAGGGGAAAACCCUGUGGACACGGAAUGAGAUGAACACCCCUGAUCUUCAAGGUGAGCAGGCUUUUGUUCCAGCCCAACACUUAUCACGGUUUGGACUGAAAUAGGUGCCGGAUCUCCACAAUACUGUUGAUAAUCUCAGAGACCAGUGCUCAGUUCUGGUGAACUCCUGCACUGGUCUUGAUGAUAGGUAAUGUGAACUAGUGCUGGGUUGGACCAAAAGCCUGCACCUACAUCUGGAGCUCUUCAGAACUAGAGUUGGUGACCAGUGAUGUUUCUCUGUCUGAACUAGGUAGUUACUUCUUUCCCCCCAGUUUGCAUGUGUAAAAAAAAAUAUAUUUUCAGCCAUGUUGAUUAAAAACCCAACAGCGGGGGUCGGGUUUGGUGUGAGAGGGAGGCAUGUAAUUCUUGUGAAUUUGUCUCCAAAAUAAAUAAAUAAACUACC